UGGUGCCAAACAUCCACAUCAGGUUUAACUUUUUUAAAAUUCUUGUGAAACAAAUAAAUGCUUUGGUGAAACACCUAAAAGAACCAGUCUUAGACAGAUCAGACAACCACACCAUGAAUGGAAAGCAGUUAGUUUUGGUUCUGGCCACCGUCCUGGUGCUGGGCAGCCUACAAGUGGCGGCGACAGAAACAAGCGACAACAAAACCGGCGAGUUUGUUGCCACCAGGGACUGGCAGGUGAUCAGCGAAGGUCAGGCCAUUCCAAAAGGCUUGCACGUACGCAUUAAUUUGCAGACUGGCCUGAAAGAGGCCAAGCUGCUGGACGAGAGUGAACGUGGCACAGCGCUGCAGAGCCAGACGGAGGAGAGUGACAGUGAACCGCUGGCCCUGGACUACAAGAAAGAUGUAGCUGAGGCGGCGCAGCGCCACGCCAAGGAGUACGUGGAGUUGCGCAAGGCCUACAAGGAGUUCCAGAAGAAUUUUCGCACCGAUGGCGAGCUGAUUGUCCAACUGAUUGGACAGUACCGAAACUUCAGCAAGAAGCCCCUAGAGUCGGAGCUGAAGACCAAGCUGGACGCGCUGGAGAACCUCGAGUUUUUGCUUCACCAAAUCGACAAUGCCCUGGUGUUUAUCGACAACGGCGGACUGGAUGACGUGUUGCUGCCCAUCGUGGUCAACGACACGAACACGGCGCUCAGAGUCUCCGCAAUGCGUGUGCUGGGCUCCCUGACGAGCAACAAUCCCAAGGCGCAGAUCAAGGUGUUUGAGAAGAGCUUCGGAUCGUAUCUGUCCCAAAUACUCAUGAGCUCCACAAGCUCGGCGGAGAUCUCCUCGGCGCUUCAUGCCUUUGGGGCGCUGCUGCGAAAGUUUCCGCUAGCCCAAACGCGUGUCCUCUCCACCUCGGGCACACAGGCGCUGAUUCGUGUACUUCGCAGCCCGGACAUGGAGCUGCGCAGCAAGGGCAAGGUGGUGACGCUCAUCAGUGAUUUGGUGCAGGAGAAGCGUUCAGUGCUGGAAGGCAGUAAAGACACGACGGAUGCUGCCUCGUCCUUCGCCCAAUAUGUGCUCAUCGAGUUUGAGUCUUGGCUGGAGACGCAGGGCUACUGCACAGCAUUGGAUGAUGUGCUAGCGAAGGACUUUCUGCACUUGCUGGACCAGCCCGAGCUGGUGGAGCAGUUCUCCACGGCCAUCUGGACCACGCAGAGUAUGUGCCACGUCGCCUGGUCGCAAAGCUCGGCCCUGCGGCAUGCCCUGCUCACGAUCCGCAAUAGAUAUGCCAAUAGCAAGGAUGAGUAUCGUCUGGAGGUGUCACAGGCGCUGGACAAUAUCUGCAAGAGAUUCUACGACAAGCCGAAGCACACAGAACUGUAGGUGGACAGACAACAUUCUCAGAAACGUAGCCAAUUUUAGUUGUAUGUAUUUAAGUCUCUAUUUAUUUAAGUUGAUUUGAAUGCAAUUCGAACGCCAAAUCGCAGGUCUCCAAAUAUGUUUAGGUUAAGUCUGAGGAUACUUUUCUUACACACACACACACAGUGGCCAAGUACUUGUGAUGCGCACAGAAUGCUCUUAAUGUGAAUAUAGAACUGGUCAUAAAA
This is a messenger RNA of Drosophila subobscura, 1594 nucleotides long. RefSeq names its product nucleotide exchange factor Sil1 (gene Sil1). Bases 114 to 1370 code for a protein of 418 amino acids. Lineage: Eukaryota; Metazoa; Arthropoda; Insecta; Diptera; Drosophilidae. The record is from RefSeq and is a predicted model, not a curated record. The transcript has 2 exons.